Molecule: messenger RNA, 7380 nt
Organism: Hemicordylus capensis (graceful crag lizard)
Lineage: Eukaryota; Metazoa; Chordata; Lepidosauria; Squamata; Cordylidae
Gene: TBC1D2
Product: TBC1 domain family member 2
Exons: 15
Coding region: 351-3278 (975 amino acids)
Source: RefSeq, a predicted model, not a curated record
UUUCUCAAGCACUUUGAGAGGGGAAUAUUUCUUGGAGCAGACUCUAGGCAGCAGCAAGGAGAUCUCUAGAAAGGGCGUGUCCUCCUUUCCCUGGCCAAUCCCAAGGCAGUGGAAUGCACUGUGAUCGCUGCUACGCACUCACAGGGUACCAUGCCCGGAGUGCCUGGCACUGGCCGGCCUCUGUCUUCGCCGUCCAGGAAACAGUUGUUGCCCACUGUUUGCUACAGAGAAGCGCUGCCGCUGCCACCGCCGUUGGACCAGGAAGCGGGUCGGGUGCUUGAAGAGGAGCUGCCGCUGAAGUUCGGCGUGGGGCCGAACCAGGUAACAGAAGGUCUGCCCCGCAGGAGAAUAUGGAACCAGAUUCUGUGAGCAGAGAGAGCCUUGAGUCUGGAACUUCAAGUAACAUAGAGGAAAAAGAAGUGGACACUGGGAGUAGCAAGGAUGCUAUUGCAGAAGAUGAUGUGCCUCCUUGCCAUGAAGACUGGGAAACUGUAUACCUGAAACCUGGCAAAGAAGCCCCCAAGAAGAAACUCUGUGGCUAUUUAAAUAAAUAUUCUGCGAAAGCACCAAUUAAAGCCUGGAAGUCGCGUUGGUUCUUCUAUGACGAAAACAAGUGCCACUUACUUUACUACAGGACAGCACAAGACAUGAACCCUUUGGGAAGCAUAGAGAUAUCCAGUGCUAGCUUUGACCUCAAGGUGGGAUCCGAUGAGGGAGUCUUUGAAAUCAGGACACCCAGCAAAGACUUUAUCCUUAAGAGCAUAACGGUUCCUGGUGGCUGUCCAGUGCAGGGGGAAACUGCUCAAGCAAGCUGUCUUUCAGGGAAACUCAACGCAAUUGCUUGCUUUUCUCUGCUACAAAAACGUGUGGGACUUUUUUCUGCUACAAAAACCUCUAAAAUAAUGGCUGUCAACAAACAGGCCAUGAUGUACUGGUUGCAACAGCUGCAGAUGAAACGCUGGGAGUUCUGUAAGAACCAGCUGAGGAGUUUUGUGGAGGAAAAUGCUGAUUUCUCCCAAUCUGUUAAUAAGGACCAGCUUGAGGACGAACAUGAUUUUCUACCCACUGUGAAAACCCCCACCGAUGUAGUUGGCGUAAAGGCAGCCUCUCUACCAGCACCACAACUUUCUGUUGCUCUCCAGAACAUCUCCCUCAAGCAUCCUUGGAUUGAAAUACAGAACACAGUGCAUAAUCUUUGUGGCAGCCGGCAAAACCGAAAGGACAAUGGUGGUAUGCUUGAUUUUGAGGAGACCCAGGGUCCUCUUGAAAAUGUAACUGAGGAAGCACCUGUGGAGGCAGAAGCUGAGGAUACAGUCAGGGCAGAGAUUCAAAAAGAUCUAAGGAUGAGGCCAAAGCUUUCCUCUUUUAGAAGAACCAAAAAAAUGAAUAGCAAUUUUCAUUAUUUUGCUGAAGGGACAGGAAAGAACAAAGUAGCUUCUCUUCAGCACCAAGUUUGGGUCCUCACAGAAGAUGUCAAAUCUCAGAAGGAACUGGUUAAAAUCCUCCACAAAGCUCUGGAAGCAGCCCAGCAAGAGAAGCGAGAGUCCUGCAGGUACCUGGCCACGGAAAAAGAGAAAGACAGGCUGGAAUUAGUACGCCACAAAGUGAGGCAGAUUGCUGAGUUGAACAAACGGGUUGAGAUGCUGGAAGUGGACAAGAAAGAGCUGGAACAAGGCCUCAUUUUGAAGGAGGAGCACAUCAAGGAGCUGAAGGCACACGUGGAGCUCUUGAUGGACAAGAACGAGGCCAAGCAACAAGUCAUCCUGAAGCUGACGGAGCAAAUGUCCAGAGACCUUCUCGACUCUGUUGGGGAGGCAGAUGCCAUCACCACAGAGACUUUGUACAAGCAGCAGGAAGAGAUUGAACACUUGAAGGAUGACCUAGAUGCAUACAAGACUCAGAACCAGUUCCUGAAUUCAGAAAUCCAUCAGGUUACUAAAAUCUGGAGUACAGUGGCACAGAGAGAGAAGUCCCUUCUGAUGAAGUGUGCCCGUCUGCAAGCUCACAACUGCCAGAUUGAAAGCAAAUAUCUGAUGAUUCUGCAGAAGCUGCAAGGUCUGCCAGAUCUGGCAAGGGACCAUGUGGAAAUGGUGAAGGACCUCAUACAGGAGGCACUUCAGUGGGAUGUAAAGGAAGAAGCUAUUAUUCCUGUUCAGCUGAGCCCAAUCAACCAAUAUGAUGACUAUGGAUUUAUGACUGUUCCUGAAUAUGAAGCUGCAGACUGGAAGCUUCUGGCCAAAAUCCAGGCCCUGGAGAUAAAAUCCAGUAAUCUUCUGAACCACGAGGCCAUGGAAAAACCCCUCUCUGACCGGUGGAAUAGUCUUGGAGAACUGACUCCCUCUUCAGAACUGAAGAGCUUGCUGCGCUGUGGCGUCCCAGUAGAACACCGCCAGAGGGUGUGGAGGUGGAUUGUUAGUUACCGGGUGCAGUAUAUCCGAAUUGCUGGCCGUUACCAAAACUUGCUCAAGAAGUGUGAAGUGGCUGAGCACCCUGCUUCCCGACAAAUUGAGCUGGAUCUGCCCCGCACACUGACCAAUAAUAGACACUUCGCAUCUCCUACCUCACAGCUUAUUCCCAAACUCCGAAGGGUUUUACUUGCAUUCUCCCGGCAAAAUCCUACCAUUGGCUAUUGCCAAGGACUGAACAGAUUAGCAGCCAUUGCUCUUUUGGUCCUAGAAGAGGAAGAAAGUGCUUUCUGGUGCCUUGUUCAUAUCGUUGAGAAUCUGAUGCCUCCAGAUUACUACAGCAACACACUAAUAGGUUCACAAGUAGAUCAAAGAGUCUUCAAAGACUUCUUAUCAGAAAAGCUUCCCAGGCUGACAGCUCAUCUGGAGCAGCAUCGGAUUGAUCUGGGCCUCAUGACCUUCAACUGGUUCUUGGUUGUAUUUGUAGACAGUCUUGUCACUGACAUUCUCUUCAGAGUUUGGGAUGCCUUUCUCUAUGAAGGAACAAAGGUGAUAUUCCGUUAUGCUCUGGCAAUCUUUAAAUACAAUGAAGAAGCAAUCUUGAGGAUCCAGGACAGCCUGGACAUUUACCAGUACCUUCGGUUUUUCACCAAGACCAUCUGUGAUGGGAGGAAGCUGAUGAAUAUUGCCUUCAGUGACAUGAAUCCAUUUCCUAUGAAGCUGCUGCAAAAUCGACGUGCUGCACACAGGUUAAAACUGGAAGCUGAGCUGAGAGAACUGGAGCAGAUAAAAGCCCAGUAUGUGAAGGAACAGUCAAAACAUGCAACCAGUCACGAGGAUGGAGCUGUGAGCGAGGAUGAAGAAGAGGUGUAGCGAGUUUCCUCCUCUCUGCUUGCCUUCAGAUAUAUCCUUCUCUUUAAAAACACAAAACAAAAUGUGGGCCAUUUGUUUCUACAGUAGAAAAUAUGGCACUCUUGAGCAAUAAGUAGAGAUACAUGGGAUUGCUCUCAAAUGCAUCAGAAACAAUUGUGUACCACGCAAGUCUUAUGCUUUCUGGAUCUAGUGCAGGAUGUGCUAUUUCCUGGAUGUCACUGCACUGUAUUACCUUUCUGGAUCAGCUCAGGUUUUAUUUAGACCUUAGCUUAGAGUUCUGUUCCUUUCCCCCCACAUCCAUCACUCCUGUUUUCUUGUCCUGUGUGGUUUCCAAUUUAUAGAUGCCAAUGGGAGAAUAAUUACUGAAACAGUGCCUUGCUAAAUUCUUCCCUUGUGGUUUUCUGGUUUCCUAACCAGGGCUAGCGGUGUGUUUGUCCAUGCGAAGACAAACACAUGCACUUGGAUUAAAAACGGUCUUCCUUGACUGGAUGUAUUAACAAAAAAACAAAGGUUAGGAUGGACUUGCAUAUACACUUUGCACACCAGACAGACAGAAAGCGCGUGCACAACAAUUACUAGCUUAAUAGGCAUCUAUAAAAUGUGUUCAUCAGCCAUUUUAGAGGAGGAUGGCAUUUUCCCAGACAGCAGGCUUUACCUUUCUGUGAGGCUUUACUGCAAGUUCCAAGUUGCCACCCCAAAUCGGUGAAAAAAGUGGAUUUUUUAACCCCACAUAGUUUAGUUGUUUAUUUACGAUCUUAGAUCAAACAAAUUUACCCCGCAUAUAAAUUGGGCUUACAUUCUAACAUGUGAUGAAAAACUCAAAUUGUGUGUGAAAUGCUCCCCAAUAGCUCACAGGGACUUCAGAGUAAAUUUGGACGAUAUGUGAAUACCCACCCUCCAUUCCGAAGGAGAUGCGAACUAAAAGCUGGGUGUGAAAAACUUCAUGCUAAAGUCCAAGAGUUUCCACAUGUGUGUUGCCUCCUCUUCCCUCCUCCUGUUCAUAGAUGUGGUGCCACUCUGCCUACAAGUGAACCCCAAGAGUUAAUGUACAGUAAAUACAUGUGGGGUGCCACACCAGCAAAAAACCUGCGAAGAAGCUGAAUUCCGUAUGGCGCUUUGAAGCAAGAGUAAAACUCGAGUGUAAAGCUGCCUUCUUUUUGAUGAACUAGUAAAUGGUUAAUUGAUCAUUCUAUGAAAUGGCCUUUCCCUGAGGCAUUGUUCCAGACCCUGCUGGGUCAGCAAAAGCUCUCUUACUGAUCCCUGUUCUGGGUCGUUACUAGUUUGGCAAGAAUUCGGUUCAGGUUCAGCACAGGUUCAGCAAAACUAUCUCUGCCAUUUACUCCUUUUCUCAGUACGGUACUGUCAGAGAUGCAGGGGCUUGAACCUGGAGGCUUGGGAUUUGAGAUGGGGACCUCCUUAAAAUGUCUGGAGCUGGGUGUCCUCAGGUAGCUGUCCUCUUCAGGCACUGAAGGGAAUAGGGAUGUGCAACAUCAGUCCCUGUGGCUGACAGGCAGUGUGAAGCAUCCAGAUUGUUCAGGAUACUUGUGAAGCAUCCGGAUUGUUCAGGGAAAAUGCCAGAAGCGUGGCCUUUUGUUCUUGCCUAGCCAGCAGAGCAGUAUUUCCUUCCUGCUGCACUUCAAGCUCCAGGAGCUGAUCUCGGGCCCCGGGCUUGAAGAUCGCUGCACUCCUGAUCUGGUUUUAGGUAUGGCUUUCCUAGGCCCUGGGCUGUCCCUGACAGACAUUUGCUGCUGGCUCAAGCCAGACCUGUCUCGUAGAGAUGUGCUGCUACUUCAGUUUUUCUGUUUUGUGUUAUGCUAGAGCCCAUAGCUGCAUAUACUCUACCCACAUUUGGUUUGCUGAUUUUCAAUGUUGUUUGGUCUACUCCUUUUGAAACUCUCUAGCAGUCUCAGCAUGUUUCUUGGACUGACACUCCUACUUAGCCAUGUUCUGACUUGUAAACUGAUUCAGAGUCACCUACAUUCCAUAAAAAUGUCAUUAAUGCCUGUUCACUAUCAAUUCCAAUGAGCUAAUGAUCUGUAUUUAUUGCCCUUUAUUCUUUUUCCUAUUUUUGAAUGCACUGACUUUCUAUAUUUAUCGCUGAGUGUGUCCUUUUUAACUUGAAGUGGGAUUCCACACCAAAUUCCUAUGUUUCAGGGGGCUAGGUUAGGCCUCCUGAAACCUUCAGCUUUCAUGAGUAACUUUUUAUUUAAGUGAGUUCCUAACCAGCAUAACUGACUGGUUUAUGCUGAUCUUUACCUUUUUAAGGCUGGGGAACUAGCCCUAAAAAAAAAUAAAUCCAAAUAUGCAGAUUGCUGGGUUGGUGCUAUGUUCAUCCUUUAUAAAGCAAGUCCAACUAUAUCAGGAGUGCGUUUUCUUUGGGGCAUCUUAAGGAUUUUAGGCCAACAGUGUGACUCCUCUUGACCUUAAAGAGCUGCCUUUGACUGAGUAAGACGUUGGUCCACCUGACUCAGCACUGCCCACUCAUGCUGGCAGCAGCUCUGUCUCCAAAGUAUCCAACAGAGGCUUAUUCCAGCUCUGCCUCCCAAGAGCCUUUUAGCUGUAGACACUAAGAGCAAACCUAUGAUUCCUGUGCAUGCAAAACAUAUGCUUGACCACUGAGCUAUGGUCUCCCUCCCUCAGGUUUGCUCAGGAAUUAACUUUCAUGUUGACUACUGAACUUUGAGUGUUGAGAAACCUUGCCGUAUCUGUGUUCAGAAGGAGCUGCAGGAAACCUUCUACUACUUGGACGAAACGCCACAAUAACACUGGCAAAAGAAUAAACUGAUAUAGACCUACAUCUGUUCUAAAGUGUGUGAUAUUCAUCUUUAUAAUGCAACAUUCCUGAAGGCUCUCUUCCUUUGUACUGGGUGGUCUAAUUUCUCCCCCUGCCUUACAGUAACUUCCACUUCCUCCAUUCCUCAUAUUGCUUGUUCAAGAUCAUUUAGUUGAUUGUUCUUAUCCUUGGUUUAAAGUAUAUGCUGCUGGUAUAUUCUGAAAAGGGGAAAUAAAAAGGAAUAGAGGUCUCUUAGUGCUUGGUGAAGUGUGUUGCCUGCUGAUUACUUCUGCAGUUUUCCAUAUUCCAUUACCUUCAGUGUGUUUAUAUCCCAACAUUGUGUACCAAAAGGGCUGGUUCGCACAUGCACGUACAUCACUUGAUAACCAACAACUGAAUGUAUGAGUUCACUGAAAAGCAUUGUGUCUGAGAUUAUGUGAGAUGAUAUAAAAUGAAACUUUUGUUUGUACCGUUGGAUAUGCAAUGGCUCUUUCAUACAUUCUUGUGAUCAGUCUUGGAGGCAUCUAGUGCAGGGAUUCUCAACGUUGAGUCUCCAGAUGUUAUUGGACUUCAACCCUCAUAAGCUCCAACGAAAGGCCACUGGGGCUGGCAUUAUGGGAGUUGAAGUCCAAUAACAUCUAGAGACCCAACGGUGAGAAUCCCUGAUCUAGUGUACCCAUGCUUGCUGCUUGUUCUGUGGACGAUUGUCUUUUGAGGAGACCAUUUUCCUAUUACCAUAAUUAUGCUUGUUUUCAUUAAAUGGUUAUUUAAUGUGAUGGUGGUUGCCCUCCUUCUCUGGGACCCCAUUAGGUAUUUGUAAGCACCUUCCAUACAUGCAAGAGGGUCUCCACCAUUUCUGAUCUGAUUACAGCUGCUUGUGCUGCAUUGGGAGCCUCUUCCAAAGUUUGCUGAGCUCUGUGAGUUGCUGGCUGGAAUGGAACUAAUUCUUCGAGACCUUUUGAAGCAGUUAAUGAACACUGUUCUCUGUUGAACUCUUCUAUCAUCUGGGGACUGAUAAUGGCACUGAGGUCAAGAGUCAUCCAGGCUUUUUGACAUUGACUUGGCUUCCUGCUUGAUUGUUUUCCUCCAACAUGUUGACUGGAGUUCUUGUUUGGUGCCAAGAAAAUCUGUAUGUUAAUAUAUUUGAUAUAGAAUGUAUUUUAAAUAUAAACCAAUAAUGUGUAUUACUUUACUUGAAUAAACUAGAAGACUCAUCACUUUCAGAGCAUUUAGUAGUUUAUUAUAUAUUUUACAGAGUGAAUGGAGGAAAGGUAGCCAAAGAGAAAGAGAGUGAUUUUGUUGAUGUAAAUUAAAAUGGAUUUUAAGUUG